CGCUCAUAUUGACGCAGUGUGUGGGUUGUUUGUAAACCGAUGAAUUAAUAACGGCUGUAAUUUGGUAUUGAGGUGAAAUUUACAGCUAGAAGAUGAGAAAUGUGACUCAACCCUCACUGAUUUGCCAGCGACAGACCGGUUUCAGGGCUUCUGUCGGUUAUGACUUCGCUAUUAAGCGUUUGAAGUGCUAUGAAACAGGAGACUCUAGAGGCUCUUCUGCUGUUGUACCUCCUACAUUUGCCUGCAGAUUUUGUGGUGUAACUAACUAUGAGUAUCUUCUGGCAUUGGCAGAUGAAGAUGGAAAGAUUGCUAUCCAGAACACAAGACUCAAAUCCAAGAGUAAUCUGAUGGAAGGAUCACAAGCCCACAAUAAUGCAAUAUUUGACGUUGCUUGGAUGGAUGAGGAAUUCAAAUUAGUUAGUGUAUCUGGAGACCACACUGCAGUUCUCUGGGAUGUUUCCAACUCUCAGAUGAAGGAAAUUGGGAAAUUUGAGUCUCACACUCGCAGUGUUAAGACAGUAACUUUCAAGCCAAAGGACAAAGCAAUUUUUGCAACUGGAGGAAGAGAUGGAAUGAUCAUGAUAUGGGAUGCACGCACAGCCAGUGGAUCUCGUCAGUGUAAACCUGAUAAUUACAUAUCAAAUAGCCAUCAUCUACCAGGUCUUGCAGCAGGUACUGCUUCAAAAUGUCGGAGGACUAAGUGUCUCCAGCCAUCACGUGCAAAUAGUGUCACAGGACUUGUAUUUCAAGACGAAAAUACGUUAAUAUCAUGUGGAGCUGGAGAUGGACAAAUAAAAAUUUGGGAUUUACGAAAGAAUUAUUCAGCAUAUAAGAGGGAUCCUUUACCAAAACUACAUUUACCGUAUGCUGGAGGAACAUCAAAAAAUGGAUUUACGGAUCUGCUGCUUGAUCCUGGCAAUGUGAGACUAUAUGCGAGUUGCAUGGAUAACACAGUUUACUGCUACAAUGUUUCUACUUAUGAGAAACAACCAGUUUCAACAUACUCUGGGCAUGAAACAGGUUCAUUUUAUGUUAGAACUUGCUUAAGUCCAGAUGGCCAAUAUCUUGUAAGUGGCUCUAGUGACGAAAAGGCUUAUAUUUGGAAUACCAGCCAGCCUGGUAGACCAGUGACAACACUGGCUGGACACUACUUAGAAGUUACAUGCGUUGCAUGGUGUCCUGUUGGUGAUAUACAGAUUGUAACGUGCUCAGAUGAUGCGCAUGUCCGUUAUUGGGAAGUUGGUAAUGAAUACGAAGAGUACAAUGAAGUGGAGAUUCGAGGGUGGGCAGAAGACAUUGUUUCUCCAGGCCUGGUUCCAAGGCAAAAGCUUAGAGGUGUUGCAGAAAAAAUUGUGGGACCCACAUUUCACCAGGCACAAAACAUCGUGGCCACUUUGGAAACAACACCCAGAUCCCACAAAAAAUACAUCUUCAAUCAUCAGAGAACACCAGUUGUAUCAGAUAUGCAAACACCAGAGUUGGAGGAAUGCCAGAGUUGUAACAGUGGUAAACUGGUAACACCCUGUUCAAAAUGCUUAUCUGCAAAGGAUAGAACUACAUCCAUUAGAGAGAGACAUUCAUUGAAAAGGCGCUUGGAAGAUAUGAUGGAAGAUGAGGACUCACAGGGCUCUACAAAUAAGAAGCGAUCAGUUUUAUCUCCAAUUAAAGAAAACAAUGGGGAAAUGUUGGAGAGAACACCUAGUGAUUCCAGAGGUGCAAGGAGACUUUUCAGUCCUGGAGAGAAAAGUAUUGAUAUGAAAGAAGACAACAACCCCAGCUUUUGUAAUUCACGAUCUUUGUUCUCCUCUCCAACAGACAAACUCCCCAAUUAUGUUGUGGAUGGGACAUCUCCACACCACUUUUGCAACCGGAGUCCACUACAGAAGGAAAAUAUUGACUGGUUAACUAAAUUGCAGAAAGAAAAACCGUGUGUUCUAAAGGCAGCUGUUGUGUCAUCACAUUAUACGCCCAAGAGACGUAAACGUUCUGGGUCAGGGGCUGAUGGCAGCAUACUAAAAUUUUUCCGUGUAUCAGGAAAAGCAAAUAGUGAACAGUCAAUUUUCUCUAAUAUCUCCGUGCACUCAGAUGAGUAUGAAAAGUAAAGUCUGUGUGUGUGUGUGUGUGUGUGUGUGUGUGUGUGUGUGUCUCUCAAGGAUGAGAAUGAACCGAAUUUAAUGCAAGAGAGAAUGGAAGUAAUUUAUAUGUACAUGUAAGUUGACUUAAGGAAUAUCUCCUGCCAGUUUGACUAAGUAAAAUGUUAUCAGUUUUAUGUAUUUAUAAAAAUAAUUUUAGUUUUGUUAGAUUAUGUUGAGUGUUAAUGCAUAGACCUAUAGAUACACAUAAUGGAUUUGAUCUGUUACACAGAUUCUGAAGGUGAUCUGUGCACUAGAUCAAUACUUAUUAUAAAAAUAGAAGACAGGCAGACAGAUUCAUUUCACUAACAAUAGUUAGUGGUUACCAAAGAGUUCAUCACAUCUUUGAUUAUGAAAGCUUGGAACUAGAUUUCAGGUUUUCAGACUUUUGAAUAAUUGCCUUUUACUUGCCUGCAGACUCUCCAUAUAGGAAGAAAGCAGCUUUUGUUUAAGUUGAAUGUUCUGUCAUUUCAUGUCUGCAUUCUCACAGCUGUAAGAACAUUACUGUAUGUGUACAUGUUGUGAUACGAAAUCUAUCAUUUGGAUUUUCUAGGAAAUAGAAGAGCUGACAAUAUGUAUAUAUGUGUGUAUAUACUGAGAUUUUGUCUACAGCAAUGCAACGACUGAAAUAAAAGCUUGUUGAAGUAAA
Schistocerca piceifrons (Central American locust) is the source of this 2781-nucleotide messenger RNA. It is a transcript of the gene l(2)dtl, whose product is annotated as protein lethal(2)denticleless. Gene Ontology annotation, cellular component: nucleus. The transcript is spliced from 8 exons. The record is from RefSeq and is a predicted model, not a curated record. Gene Ontology annotation, molecular function: protein binding; protein-macromolecule adaptor activity. The coding region runs from base 93 to 2102 and encodes 669 amino acids. Gene Ontology annotation, biological process: mitotic G2 DNA damage checkpoint signaling; proteasome-mediated ubiquitin-dependent protein catabolic process. NCBI's taxonomy places the organism in Eukaryota, Metazoa, Arthropoda, Insecta, Orthoptera, Acrididae.